This is a messenger RNA of Daucus carota subsp. sativus, 1370 nucleotides long. RefSeq lists its product as uncharacterized. The transcript is spliced from 10 exons. Bases 88 to 1269 code for a protein of 393 amino acids. Gene Ontology annotation, molecular function: tRNA-guanosine(34) queuine transglycosylase activity. NCBI's taxonomy places the organism in Eukaryota, Viridiplantae, Streptophyta, Magnoliopsida, Apiales, Apiaceae. The record is from RefSeq and is a predicted model, not a curated record.
CCAAUAAAACCCAAGAAAAAACCAAACAUAUAUGCACACAAACAAUCAAGUUAAAAGGAAAGCAGGGCAGAAAGAUUGGCAAGAAGAAUGAAGUUCAGAGUCAAGGCAUGGAGCAAGACAGGGCGGUCAAGAGUUGGGGAGUUAGAGCUGGGCAGCUGCCCCCAUACAUUCGAGACACCUGCCCUCCUUCUCUCUACUCGAAAAGGGCUGCCCCAUUUUAUAUCUCCUCAGCUUCUUCCCUCUCUCCCUUCCCCUGACUCUUUUCUCCUCCAAUGCAACCCUCUUCACUUCAUAGAAGGUAUACCAUUUGAAACGGUUUCGAGAAUCGGAGGCCUGCAUGAUAUGCUUGGUUUGCGUGAAUAUGCAUUAGCAGCUGCGCCACGGGAUUCGGAUGUAUGUAUUCCAGAAAGUAAUAGCAGCAACAAGUUUGGUGCUUCUUUUGAAACCCCCUCUGGCCGUCACUUGAUAAAACCCAUUGAAUAUAUGAAAAUGAUAUCCUCCACGAAGCCAGACUUAUGGACUACUUUAGCUGAUGAAGUGCCUGCUUGGGUGUCACAAAAGAGAAACAGAACCUCAGUUGAUCGAACUGUGAAAUGGCUUGAUGAAUGCAUUGGCCAAAAUGUGACAGGUGGAGCUGUAUUUGGAUCCAUCGUUGGAGGCUCAAGCAUUGAAGAACGUCAGCGUUGUGCACAAGAAAUAGCAAGGCGGAAUGUAUCAGGUUAUUGGAUAGGAGGGUUUGGGCUUGGCGAGAGCAUGGAACAGCGUCCAGCUCUUCUGCAUGCAGUUGUGACUAAUUUACCAGAAGAAAAGCCACGACAGAUAUUUGGCCUUAGCCUCCCAGAGGAGGUCUUACAGGGUAUUUCUGCUGGUGUUGAUCUAUUUGAUUCCACGUAUAUAUAUGAUCUGACAAUUGGAGGGUUGGCACUUACUUUUCCGGUCAAUGGAACUGAGCCACAUCCUUCAGAUUAUCAAUUAAAUGACAAUGUCAGCGAUUUCACAAAGAUUAAUCUGAAAGCUACUAUAUACAGGAAAGAUGAGUCGCCAAUACUUGAUAGCUGCAACUGCUAUACUUGCCAAAAUCAUACAAAGGCAUAUAUUAAUCAUUUGCUUAAUGUUCACGAGAUGUUGGCUCAGACUCUGCUAGAAAUUCAUAACACACACCACUAUUUGGCACUAUUUCGCACAAUCAGAGAAGCAAUUAAAGGCGAUAGAUUUGAAGAAUUCAAACACAAGUUCAUUCAGGGAAGACGUGAGGCUUCUGUACUUUAGAUUUAUAGGAAGGGAAUUUGUUACCAAAGAUGUAAAAGAAAACGCAUCAUGCAAAAACAUUGUUCCAAGUCUUUAUGAUAUAUAUUUGCUGGUAGUACCUC